AUGGUCCUGAGUGGGGCGCUGUGCUUCCGAAUGAAGGAUGCGACACUGAAGGUGCUUUAUCUGCAUGAUAACCAGCUUCAAGCCGGAGGGCUGCAAGCAGGGAAGGUCAUUAAAGGUAAGGAGAUCAGCGUGGUCCCCAGUCGGUAUCUGGAUGCCAAGCUCUCUCCAGUCAUCCUGGGCGUCCAGGGUGGGAGCCAGUGCCUGUCGUGUGGGACGGGGCAGGAACCGACCCUGAAACUAGAGCCAGUGAACAUCAUGGAGCUCUACCACAGUGCCGAGGAGUCCAAGAGAUUCACCUUCUACCGGCGGGACACGGGGCUCACCUCUAGCUUGGCCGCCUACCCGGGCUGGUUUCUCUGCACCGUGCCCGAAGUGGACCAGCCUCUCCGGGCCACUCAGCUCCCGAAGGACACCAGCUGGGAUGGCCCCAUCACCGACUUCUACUUCCAGCAGUGUGACUCGGGCAACACGCCCCCAGCGCUGCGGGGCGGGCCAGCUUGGGCAGGGCCAGGAGGUGUAGGAAGAGACCCGUGCUGA
This is a messenger RNA of Lipotes vexillifer (Yangtze River dolphin), 537 nucleotides long. It is a transcript of the gene IL36RN, whose product is annotated as interleukin 36 receptor antagonist. Gene Ontology annotation, biological process: inflammatory response to antigenic stimulus; cellular response to lipopolysaccharide. Lineage: Eukaryota; Metazoa; Chordata; Mammalia; Artiodactyla; Lipotidae. The record is from RefSeq and is a predicted model, not a curated record. Gene Ontology annotation, molecular function: interleukin-1 receptor binding; cytokine activity.